Molecule: messenger RNA, 2363 nt
Organism: Theobroma cacao (cacao)
Lineage: Eukaryota; Viridiplantae; Streptophyta; Magnoliopsida; Malvales; Malvaceae
Product: Ran-binding protein in the microtubule-organising centre protein
Source: RefSeq, a predicted model, not a curated record
GGAAUUGCCUCUUUCCCCUUCCUAAAUGCAAAAGACCCCCAAUUACACACGGAAAAAUUAAUAAACAGAACCAGAAUUUUACACUUUCCAUCACUUUCUCGCUCUCUCUUCAAAACUUUCCCGAGGGAAUUAACCAAACACAUGGACUCUUCGCCUGUCAACUGGGAAGCACUCGACGCUCUCAUCCUCGAUUUCGCCAAAUCAGAAAACUUGAUCGAGGACUCUUCGCCACCGUCUUCGCCUUCCCUCACCUCUCCUUCCUCUCCUUCUCUGUCUUCCUCUUCUUAUCGUUCGAGGUUAAUCAUUCGCCAGAUCAGGCGUUUGUUAGAGGCCGGUGACAUUGACGCCGCUAUCGAUCUCCUCGGAGCUCAUGCUCCUUUUAUCCUAGACGAUCAUCGCUUCCUCUUUCGGUUACAAAAACAGAAAUUUAUUGAGUUAUUGAGGAAUGGAACAAAGGAGGAUCGUGGCUUUGCAAUUGAUUACUUGAGGACCUCUCUUGCUCCUUGUGCUCUCAAUGCCUAUCCGGAAGCAUAUGAGGAAUUCAAGCAUGUUCUUCUUGCCUUUAUAUAUGACAAAGAUGAUCAAACUUCCCCAGUGGCAAAUGAGUGGGAUGAGAAGAGGAGGUAUGAGAUUGCUGGAUUAUUGUCUUCUGUUUUAAGAGCUCAUUUACAUGCAUAUAAUCCAAUCUUUUCAAUGACGAUGAGGUAUUUGAUAAGCAUACAUAAAGGUUUUUGCUUUCAACAAGGUAUUUCAUCACCCAUUUCAGAUCUUACUGAGAGAUUGCUUCUUGAGGAACGUGACCCCCCUGCAAUACCUCAGGAGAGUUUUUAUGAGGCGCCUCCAUUUUAUGAGGUGGAUAUACAAGCUCUCGCACAUGCUGUAGAGCUUACAAGACAAGGGGCUAUUGAUAGCUUGAGAUUUGCAAAGGGUGAUCUGUUUCAGGCAUUUCAGAAUGAAAUAUGUCGAAUGAGAUUGGAUGCUGCCAUGCUUGAUGAACUUGUUCGUGAGUACUGUAUUUAUAGGGGAAUUGUGGAAUCUGGAAUGCAAACACUUUCUGAAUCUUUCAAAGUGAACCAACAAGAGUCUAGGAAUUGUUCAUCACAAGACUGUUCUCUUGAUGUGGAUUAUAGCAGCACUAAGCGUUCAAAUAGUGAAUCUUCUGCUACUACAGAUCUGAGUACCAUGCAAGGAACUGAUGUUGAAUUAAGAUAUGCUUCUGAGCCAGCCAACAACCUUGAAGACUGUAGCACUAGUGGGUCAAAUCAAUCUGAAAAUUCAAGGCUCCUGAGAAACAGAAGCCAUGUUGCUGGUGAAAGAAGUAAACGCAAGCGAUGGAGGGGAAGACAUGAUGAACUAGAUAUUUCUGAUAUCCAUUCUAACCGAUGCGGGAAGCAAGAGGUUGGCACUGCAAUGCAAGUUGACGGCACAAAUAUACCAAAGACACAACAGGGAGUGGAGAAAAUCAAUGGGGAAGAAAAAUAUGAAAUUGUUCUGGGGAUGAGGGAACUAGCUAGCAGAGGAAUGGCUGCUGAGGUUGUGGAGGAAAUUAAUGCAUUGGAUCCAAGCUUCUUUGUGCAAAAUCCUGUUUUGCUAUUCCAACUCAAGCAGGUUGAAUUUCUAAAACUGGUUGGCUUGGAUGAUCAUUCUGGUGCUCUAAGGGUUGCGAGCUCCUAUUUAGGUCCCUUAGCGGCUAGUGACCCCAAUUUGCUGAAGCCCUUGAAGGAGACUUUGUUGUCACUGCUUCGACCAAAUGAAGAUGCACUUGUGACAGGCUUGCCUUUACAUGCUCUUGCAACUUCGCUUCAGGUUGCUUUUGGCAAGAGACUUGGUAUUGAGGAGCCUCAACUUAUGAGGAUAAUGAGAGCAACUCUUCACACACAUACUGAAUGGUUUAAACUUCAAAUGUGUAAAGAUCGUUUUGAAAGUCUCUUGAGAAUUGAUUCUUUGAAGGAAAAUAAUGCUCCUGUGCUAACUUCUCUGGCCACAUCAAAGUCAAACACCGAUAGUUGUACCCUGGGGUCUUCACAAGUUACUAUCUCAUCAACUACCCGUAUAUCAGAUGAUGGUAGUAGUCCUAAUCAAGCAUCAUCAAGAGAUGUUAUUUGCGAUGAGAAUGCAAUACUUAAAGUAAUGGAAUUUCUUGCUUUGCCAAGGGCUGAUGCAAUCCAUCUCCUUGCACAAAACAAUGGAAAUGCUGAGACAGUAAUCCAGCAAAUAUUUGCAUAGUUUUACAUGUAGAACAGUAGAGAAAUCUGAUUUUAUUUGUUUAUUAAUUAUUUGAAUAAUAUUAUUUUAUUCAAAUUUGUUGUAGAUAUAUAAACAAACUUUCAAAAAGGAUCAAGUUGUUAUUGAGAUUUUAUACA